AUGGAAGAUGAUAGGAUGACAAAGGAAAGGAUAGGAGAAAACGAGAACGGGAAAAGAAAACGUACUAGGAGACCAUGGUUGGAUGAUCUAGAGGAUGUUUGGCAAGAAUUGGAGCACUGGAUGGAAACAGCUGGCAUUGAAUGCGGGUGCAUCGGAUCGAAUUUCACGGGAGGCCGAAGUCCGCUGCCAUCAGUUGGAAGCCCCGAAGCGGAAAGUGUGACGGAAGACCGACGUGACUUUAUCACAGUUCCGACCGGAGAUCUGGCAAAGCGCAGAAGGCAGAGAGAAAAAGCGCAUCAGCUGAUUAAAACCGUUUACCUAACUCCCGCCGGCGGGAAAUUUAUCGCUGUUUGCUCAUUGGCUGGCCUAGAAAGAGAAACAUUUUAG
Messenger RNA from Nezara viridula (southern green stink bug), 387 nucleotides. The record is from the annotation of a GenBank genome assembly. Lineage: Eukaryota; Metazoa; Arthropoda; Insecta; Hemiptera; Pentatomidae.